UCGCUGUUCACUGUUAAACCAUUUAAAGUAGAUAUUAUAAAUUUGUUCUGGCAGCGAUUUUGAUGAAUAUUCAAAAUUUAAAUUCAGUUUAAUAUUAAACCAUAUUAAAAUGUCAAGCUAAAUUCUAGAAGAAAAUGAUAGGGAAACAGGAGGAUUAUGACAACCUUCUUAGUCUAGUGAGAGGAGAGAACCGAAAAUGUUUGGAAGAUCUUGCUCAGAUAGAAGAUCUGGAAGAGUUCUCAAUCCUUCUCUGUCAAAUCUUCCAGGUUGGGAUCUAUGAAAGACUUAUCAAUGAUCUGGUUCAACUCUUUCUAUUCUUCCACGACAAGGUUGAUUUCGCUGUAGAGGCGGCCAUCCUCUCCCUAGAGGAGAUCCUGGAGGAAAGAACGUGUCCAAGGAUUAGAUGGUCGGAGACAAUAGAGUUGAUGACAGCUCUUCUUAACCUGGAGUACAAAACCAACCAGGGAACUGUAGAACUGGUGGAUAAGAGAGGAAAAAUAAUGGAAUUCAUUGCAAAAUUUAUUCUGCAGAGGGUUGAGUACGGAGCUAUAAAAAAAGAAGGAGCAGAUAAAGGACGAGUUCUAGACAUAGCCCUCCACUUUCUCCUGGUAUACCAGGAGAGGAUUGAGGCCCAGGAGAGAGAAAUAUUUCUCAAUAUCUUCAUGAGAAUGAAGUAUACAGUUAUCCAGAUUGAACCCGGUUCUAUCGAACAGGAAAAGGUUCUCAGUUCCCUCCUUCUCCUGGCUAAAAGUGAUAAUGUGACAGAAGAAAUGUGUGUCGGAGAAAUAGCGAGUUUUCUUGAUUCAUCCGAUCCAAGUGUAAUAUCAUGCAUGGUCCGUCCGCCUAUAGGAUCACCACUAUGUUGCAGUUCACUAAGGAACUCUCCGGAUGUACAUGAGAUCAGGGCCGAAGGAGAUCAAACUUUAGAUAGGAGGAAAAGAUCUACUCCGAUAAAUACCAGUCCUGAAAACAGAUUCACGAAAGAGAUCGGAAUGUACACCUCGAAUACUCUGCCUCCGAUGGAAGAAGGAAUUCUCCUGGGAUCCGAUCAUGACGUGCUUGAUAACGGAUUCUCUGGUAGUUUUUCAGAGCUGAUAGAGCAGAAGAAAGGAGAGAAACAUCCCGAGUUUGAAGAACUACAUGAUCAUAAAGAAAAAGCUGGUGUAGAUGUAUCUGUUGAUUUAAACAAAGCUUCAUAUUGUCUUCAACUAGAAGAUCAGCUGGAUUUUGAAAACAUUUUACCGACUAUAGUUGAAGAGAAGAAGAAGACCGAUGUCAAGAUCCUCGGCACCCUUGUUGAUUUCCCCAAUAGUGUCGAAUACAUUGUUAAAAACAAGGUUAUAAUCGGCAGAGACAAGGAAUGUGACAUCUUGCUGUCUGACAGUACUGUAUCCCGGGAGCAUGCAGUCCUAGAAGUAAACAGUGACGGACAAAUAAUCAUCACUGCUCUCAACAAAACCGUAAUUAUAUCCAAGAAGAAGAUUGCAUCCGGGAGCAGCCAGGUUCUCCAGGAUAAGGAUGAAUUGAGGUUCGGUAAUACAAUUCUUGGCUGGCGUGAGAACACUGGACGGGAGAUCAAGAUAUUCCCGAAAACCACUGGUAGUCAGAUUAAACUCGAUGUGUUUGGAAAGCCUACUUCCACCAUCUCUAGAAUGGAUCCACAUUUAUCUAUUCCCUCAGAUUACGGAAGGAUUCCAGUCACUCCAUCCGCAAAGUUUUCAGGAUGGACUCCUGUAAACUGGGACCAUAAUUCUACUCAAAAACGUCCUUUGAACCCUGCACAAAUAUCAGCUUCACCAGUUCCCGUGUUGUCACCAAUCCGGCCAAAUCCACAAGUUUCCACUCCUCCUCUUGACACUAAACCUGUACCAAUCACUGGAAACAAAACAACCUCCACUAAAAACCAAACACCCUCCACUGGAAACCAAACACCCUCCAGUGGAAGCAAAACAUCCUUCACUAAAAACCAAACAUGCUCCACUGAAAACCAAACACCCUCCAGUGGAAACAAACCACCUUCCUCUGGAAACAAUCCACCCUCCACUGAAAUCAAACCUCUCUCCAUUAAACCGGUUUCCAUUAAAUCUCAGCGCCAUCGCCUUUUGGAAGAUGCUCAUCAUCUAUUUGAAACUCAGGGACUGAAACCCCAACCUAGGCUUAAGCGAUCACCAUCUAUCAAGGUUCCGGAUAAGAUCCCUAAGGUUCAAAUUUCGAAAGAUUAUGGAAGAGGAGCUUUCAGGAUGCACCACGGACUCUUCCCUUGCGUAGUUCUUGUCAAGCCUGAGUUGAGCACAAAGCUAAAAGAUCAGUGUGGUAUUAUCGACGGGUUUCUCAAGGAGCAUAUGGAGAUACAGGGGAUAGAAGAAGAUGUUAAUUCGAGUUCAGAUUCAAGUUUUUAAGUCGACUAAACAUGGUGGAAAAUUUCAAUCAUAUCGAAGAACACGACAAUAUCUUGAUAUAAUGUCAAUAGAUUAGUUUUGUAGUUGAACUUGAUACAUUUGUUAGCAUCUUACUGUCAUCUAAUUUAAGAUAAUUGAUGUAGCAUGGUAUUUUGCUAUAUACUUAACAUCGUACAUUUAAAUUAUAAUUAAUAUUUAGUUUUGGCGAUUUUGUUGAGUUGUGUAUUUUAUCUUAAACAAUAUUUUGCGAAUUCAACAUUAAAUAAUUUCCAGUGGAUUCAAGAGCAGAUUUAUUCAUUAUUUUUUGUUAUUCCUCGUUCAGAUCAAACAGAAGAUAGUUUGGACCAACUAAAAGGUUUCUGUGAUUGUAUGUUUUAUUUUUUUUUCUUGUGUUUUAAAUUUUUUUUAUCUCAG
This is a messenger RNA of Eurytemora carolleeae, 2813 nucleotides long. RefSeq lists its product as uncharacterized. The record is from RefSeq and is a predicted model, not a curated record. NCBI's taxonomy places the organism in Eukaryota, Metazoa, Arthropoda, Copepoda, Calanoida, Temoridae. The transcript is spliced from 3 exons. Gene Ontology annotation, molecular function: protein binding. The coding region runs from base 135 to 2399 and encodes 754 amino acids.